UUAGUGGUUGAGUCGCACCACUAACCUAAUCUCAAAAAUCGUUGCUGUGUUUAGUGAGGAAAAUAAACGACCCCUUUUUCGACAAAUAUUGCACAAAAUGAGUGACGUGGAUAAGUGGAUAGAGAUCGCGAAGAGGUGUAAAUAUUUACCCGAGGAUGACUUACGGGAGCUUUGCAAUAUUGUAUGUGACUUGUUGUUGGAGGAGCCCAACGUACAACCGGUACAGACACCUGUAACAGUCUGCGGAGAUAUACAUGGCCAGUUCUAUGACUUAGAAGAAUUAUUCCACAUAGGGGGACAGGUGCCCCACACAAAGUAUAUAUUUAUGGGUGACUAUGUUGACCGGGGCUACUACAGCUUAGAAACACUCACACUACUUAUGGCACUUAAAGCGAGGUAUCCUGACAGGAUUAUAUUACUCAGAGGAAACCAUGAAACAUGUCAAAUCACAAAAGUGUAUGGCUUCUAUGACGAGUGCCUCAACAAAUAUGGGAACGCUAAUGCGUGGAAAGAUUGCUGUAGAGUGUUUGAUCUACUAACAGUAGCAGCAUUAAUAGACGAGACUGUGCUAUGUGUGCAUGGUGGGCUGUCUCCUGAGAUAUCCAUGUUAGAUCAAAUCCGAUGUAUUGACAGAAAUCAACAAAUACCACACAAAGGAGCCUUCUGCGAUCUAUUGUGGUCAGAUCCUGCUGAUGUCAAGAUGUGGUCUGUAAGUCCACGAGGCGCUGGGUGGUUAUUCGGUAGCUACGUCACAGAGCUUUUUAUGAAUUACAACAAUUUGAAUUUAAUCUGUCGGGCACAUCAGUUAGUAAAUGAAGGUUAUAAAUAUAUGUUUGACAAGCGCCUGGUGACAGUAUGGUCGGCUCCCAACUACUGUUACCGCUGCGGCAACGUCGCGUCCAUAUUAGAGUUCAACACAGUUAAUGACAGAACAGCGAAAUUGUUCCAAGCAGUACCCGAUAGCGAAAGAGAAGUACCCCCUCAACACACUACACCUUAUUUCCUGUGAAAUGUCGUUUAAGCAUAAGUGAAAGUAUUCCCCAAGUGUAAUAAAAUAAUGUUUUAUAUAUAAUAAAUUGUUGCAUACAA
Molecule: messenger RNA, 1089 nt
Organism: Helicoverpa armigera (cotton bollworm)
Lineage: Eukaryota; Metazoa; Arthropoda; Insecta; Lepidoptera; Noctuidae
Gene: PpV
Product: serine/threonine-protein phosphatase 6 catalytic subunit
Exons: 6
Coding region: 98-1009 (303 amino acids)
Biological process (GO): G1/S transition of mitotic cell cycle
Cellular component (GO): cytoplasm
Molecular function (GO): protein serine/threonine phosphatase activity
Source: RefSeq, a predicted model, not a curated record